Messenger RNA from Gilbertella persicaria, 165 nucleotides. RefSeq lists its product as uncharacterized. Lineage: Eukaryota; Fungi; Mucoromycota; Mucoromycetes; Mucorales; Choanephoraceae. The record is from RefSeq and is a predicted model, not a curated record. The transcript has a single exon. The annotation marks the transcript as partial.
CUUGUCUCUUCUUCUACAAAUAUACUGACAAUACAAGAUGUUGUGCUUGAUUCGCCUGUUUGGAGGGCUAAUGUGUUACAUUUACAAGAUCAGAUUGAUAUAUUUGAGAAAUGGAUAGAUGGGUUUAUCAAAGCAUUAAAGAGUUACAUUGAAACCAUGAUAAGU